Molecule: messenger RNA, 3645 nt
Organism: Solea senegalensis (Senegalese sole)
Lineage: Eukaryota; Metazoa; Chordata; Actinopteri; Pleuronectiformes; Soleidae
Gene: nt5c1aa
Product: 5'-nucleotidase, cytosolic IAa
Exons: 7
Coding region: 357-1532 (391 amino acids)
Biological process (GO): nucleotide metabolic process; adenosine metabolic process
Cellular component (GO): cytosol; cytoplasm
Molecular function (GO): nucleotide binding; magnesium ion binding; 5'-nucleotidase activity
Source: RefSeq, a predicted model, not a curated record
UGGACUGCAACACUGUGAAGGACAGACUGUGUGUGUGCAUAUGUAGAGUUUACAGGAUAAUGGCUGGGAGUGAGUCAGCAUCUUAAAUGUGCUCUGGAACUGGACUCAGUGCGUGAUAAUCCUCUUGAGGUAGAGGUAGGAGACAGAGGAGACAGAGGAGACAGAGGAGACAGAGGACUCUCAUCACAUCCAGAUGCAAGACCAGCAAAACCCUGCAGGAAGCCUUUGGUCACACGCGGUCGUUUCUCCAUAAAGGUCAUCUGGUUCAGCAGUGGAGGAGAAGACGCGAGUCCUCGUCAGCGUCAGAGGACACUUUUUCCAGAAGUCCUCUGGGACACUGAGGAGACAGGUUCUCUAUGGUAAGGAUGAGUCUGGACCCUGUGCAGGUGAUGAGCGGACAGGUCAAGGAGCUCAAAGUGUCCCCGUCGACCAACGGUGACAGCAGAGGAUCAUGGGAGGAGAAAGAGGAACCUGAGCAGCAGGAUCACCUGGGCCUCAGCACCAAGCCAAAACCAGUGACAGGGAGACGACCCCGGAAGGUGGAGGGAGGCGUGUUCUUCCCGAAACCAGAGAACGCAGUGACCGUCGCCGUCUCCUCUCGUGUUCUGUUCAGGACCGAGCGCGAGCAGAAGGUGUUUGAGCAGAAAGGAGUGGAGGAGUACCUGAGGUACCAGAUCGAACACGAGAACGAGCCCUUCGCCCCCGGGCCUGCUUUCCCCUUUGUCAAAGCUCUGGAGGCGGUCAACACGCGUCUGCGGGAGCUCUACCCACAGAGUGAGGAGCUGUUCGACAUCGUUCUGGUGACGUACAACCACGCACACGUGGGAGUGCGACUCAUCAACACCAUCAACCAUCACAAUUUGUUCAUCGAGAGGUUUUGUAUGACGGGGGGAAGCAGUCCCAUCGGCUACCUGAAGGCCUGGCAAACCAACCUCUACCUGUCAGCUGAUGCCGAAAAGGUCAGGGAGGCCCUGGCUGAGGGCAUCGCAGCAGCCACCAUGUUCCUGACAGAGAAGCUGACCGAGGUGUCAGAGUCACAGCUGAGGGUGGCGUUUGACGGCGACGCCGUGCUCUUCUCCGACGAGUCGGAGCGCAUCUUCAAGGCCCACGGGCUGGACAAGUUCUUUGAGCACGAGAGGGAGAACGAGGACACGCUCUUGGAUCAUGGUCCCCUGAAGGGCUUCCUGGAGGCACUGGGGAAACUCCAGAAGAAGUUUUACACCAAAGGUCAACGCCUGGACUGUCCCAUCCGGACCUACCUGGUGACGGCGCGCAGCGCAGCCAGCUCCGGGAUUCGGGCUCUGAAGACGCUGAGGGCCUGGGGUCUGGAGAUCGACGAGGCCUUGUUCCUCGCGGGAGCACCAAAGGGUCCCAUGCUGGAGAAGAUCAGGCCGCACAUCUACUUCGACGAUCAGAUGUUUCACGUGGAGGGAGCGGCGGAGAUGGGCACCGUCGCCGCCCACGUGCCUUACGGCAUCGCACAGAAACACCAAACGCCAAGCGCCAAACAGAAAACCGGUGCGGCAAAGUAGACGGCAGAGGAGUUCAGGUUCAGGUUGGAAACAGCACAAGAGAAGAAGAAGAAUGGGAAUGAACUUGAAAACUGACUGUAGCAAUGUACGGUUUUAUCACUUUUAUGCAAAGUGUGCCAGCUUUACGCAUCAUUUUAGGAGUUAGACAUUUAGAGGUGAAGCAGACGUCCGAUACCUCAGGGGACAAUUCACAAAACCUUUGUCAACUCAAUUGUGUGUCAAUUGUCUGACUCAUCUUCUUCUCUCAUGAACAUGAAGAUGCAGGGCCACCAGCCUGUGGUGUGAUAAGCAGUUUGGGUCAAACAUCAUCAGACUUGUGAAAGUGUGUCGGGGAUGAGAGGACAAGAGUUCCACAACUCAGCGUCAGGGACAAGAGAAGAACACUCUGGACGCCUGGUUUUCACUUCAGUCAUCAGGUUUAAUGUUUGAGGCGUCCGUUCCGAACAGACAAACUGGCCUCAGUCAGGUCUUGAAAUGAAGGAUCAAAAGGUUCAUAUCUUAUCACAUCCCAUUUAAACGACACAUGAGACUCGGUUGUGUUUCUCAGUGGCUUCACAACUUCCUGUUGCCGAGCACGGCCGUGGCCCAAGAGGGACAAAAACAGGGCGUCAGUACAGUUACAGAGACGUCUCACGUCUCACAGCCCUGCCCAUGUCAGUAUCCGUGUCAGAGGUGCAGAGGUCAGCGUGAUCGCAGUGACCCGACUCUCUUCCUGUCUCUCCACCACUUGUCGUCAUGAAGAAGUUUUGAAAUGAAACACUGUUGUGUGUUUGCUGCCAGUAAAUGAGCCAAAGCACAGAAGUACACAACUGUAGGAUUUAUAGUUAUCGUGCAUGAAAGAUGAAAUUUAAAGUUUGCCAUUUCAGAGAUUGACUUCGUAUUAAUGUAUGUUUAUGAUAUUGUAUAUUAUUGAAACUAGGAAAACGAUUUACUAUCUAGAAAUAUAGAGAGCUAUAGGUUUUAGUCGGUGCCUUGGCUUCAACACUGAGAAAUGCAGUACAGUCAUUAACAGAACCUCAAUGAUGCAUCGUUUAGUUUCAUCACCAACAGCAUGCUGAGGUUAAUGUUAAACUCCAGCCUGAGUGCACUGAAGGCUCAUCGCUGUUGUGCUGCUUUCACUUAAACACUGCGGUUUAAACUCAGGUGUAUGAUGACGAUUAUUAUUCUUUUUUUAAGUUUUUAACACACAGGUAGCGCAUGCACACAUAGCGAAGGUUACAUGUGACCACUAAUGAUGUACGACACAGUGUAAUAAAAGCUACAUCUGUAAUCUUUAACCUGUUGUUAACGCACAGAAGGACAAAGAAAAGCUUGACAACUUUUGUUAAACUUGGUCAAAUCACGGGAUUAAAUAUGCUAAUUGUUACAGUUUUGGUUGUGGAAUGUUUGCUGUAUAUAAGACAUGAGCUGCUCGUCGUCUGAGUCUCCCCCUCAUACAGUAAUGUGCCUUACGUUUUACAUCGGAGACAGAUCUGGACCACAGACAGACAGACAGACGUGGGCACUGAUGUUACCCCAUACCAUCACUUAUUCUACAGCUCAGAGCUCAAAGCUCAGAUGAGUUUGGACGUUGAGAACUCAGAGAAAAACAGUUUAAGGAUGAAUUUCCUUGAUGCAGAAGCAGACUGUGUCACUCGCUCAUGUGUGGCUCAUUUUCUUAUGCAUAUUUAGCAGCGGUCUUUAAGCACAGGAAUGUCCCGAGUCACUGACUCUCGUCACAACAUUUCCCGCUGCAGACGGUGAAACAUCUAAAUUGUUUGCAAUUGAGAAACACACUGAGAAACACUGGUUUGAACUAACAAAUGGUGAAUCACAAGUCACAACCCGUACUUCCUGGCAAAAUUAGGCCUUUAAACGGGUGCUGGGUUUAUAUCACACACCCAUUUCAACACAUUUUAAUCUUGCAAAGUGUUCCAACCUUUUCUGAGUGUGUUGCAGCAUCACAAUCCUUUUAUUUUUACAUUCGACAUUUAAGCAUUUAGCAGACACUUUUAUCCAAAGCGACUUACAAAAGAGGAAUACGCUACACAGAAGUAGUCUUAGAAAGAACUCCACACAAGUUCUUCAUAUUGGGUUUGUCAGUGAAAACACUGAGUAUAUUUUCUUUGCACUU